Diaporthe amygdali is the source of this 360-nucleotide messenger RNA. RefSeq lists its product as uncharacterized. The coding region runs from base 1 to 360 and encodes 119 amino acids. The transcript has 4 exons. Lineage: Eukaryota; Fungi; Ascomycota; Sordariomycetes; Diaporthales; Diaporthaceae. The record is from RefSeq and is a predicted model, not a curated record.
AUGGUGCUGUCGAGCAGCGGUUUUAUUGUCCGGUCGCUCGGCCCCACGCGGCCGCCAAUUCAUCUCGCCCUGGUCCAGUGGGCCAAUUAUUGCUAUCUAGAGGUGAUCCUGAGGGGCUGGGCGCAGUUCCAUGGCACACACAAGUAUUCCCAACGCAUAUCGGCUCAACUCGUGUUCACCAUCCGCAACCUUGCCUCGGACGGGUGGAUAUCAAAGGAUUCGGGUGAUGCGGGCUUAGAUUCGUCUGAUAGAGUCCAUGUUAAUGGAGGCGAUGUCGCCGUCGCCGUCGCCGUCGCCGUCUCUCGACACAGCGAGCACAAUUAUCGGCGACCUCGCAAGGAGGACACCAGGACAUCUUGA